Tupaia belangeri chinensis (Chinese tree shrew) is the source of this 1406-nucleotide messenger RNA. It is a transcript of the gene PLLP, whose product is annotated as plasmolipin. Gene Ontology annotation, biological process: myelination. The coding region runs from base 72 to 620 and encodes 182 amino acids. The record is from RefSeq and is a predicted model, not a curated record. The transcript has 4 exons. Gene Ontology annotation, cellular component: membrane. Lineage: Eukaryota; Metazoa; Chordata; Mammalia; Scandentia; Tupaiidae. Gene Ontology annotation, molecular function: structural constituent of myelin sheath.
GGAGCGGGCACCCCCCGCGGGAGGGGCGGCGUCGGCGGCCGGAGGAGCCUCGGGAGGCGAGCGGAGCCGUCAUGGCCGAGUUCCCGUCCAAAGUGAGCACCCGGACCAGCAGCCCCGCGCAGGGCGUCGGCGCCUCUGUCUCGGCGCUGCGCCCGGACCUGGGCUUCGUGCGCUCGGUCCUCGGAGGGCUCAUGCUGCUGCAGCUGGUGCUGGGGCUGCUGGUGUGGGCCCUGAUUGCGGACACUCCGUACCACCUGUACCCGGCCUACGGCUGGGUGAUGUUCGUUGCUGUCUUCCUCUGGCUGGUGACAAUCGUCUUCUUCAUCCUCUACCUGUUCCAGCUGCACAUGAAGUUGUACAUGGUACCCUGGCCACUGGUGUUUAUGAUCUUCAACAUCAGCGCCACCGUCCUGUACGUCACGGCCUUCAUCUCUUGCUCCGCGGCGGUCGAGCUGACGUCCCUGAAGGGCACCCGGCCGUAUAACCAGCGUGCAGCAGCCUCUUUCUUUGCCUGUCUGGUGAUGAUCGCCUACGGAGUGAGUGCUUUCUUCAGCUUCCAGGCCUGGCGGGGAAUCGGCAGCAACGCGGCCACCAGUCAGAUGGCAGGCGGCUAUGCCUAAGCCACUAGUGCCAUGGCCCACUGGGGCCGAAGCUGCCACUGGGUUGGACUGCAGGGUGGCCCUGCAAGCCCAGGGCCAGAGUCCUGCGUGGGGUCGGCCGGCAGGGACUGUGCGUGCUCCUCUUUGCUCCUCGGAUGCAAGCUCCCACAAUACUCCUAAGCAUAUGGCCUACGUCGGCUCCCACCUGGGCUGGCAAGAGGCCCCCAGCUGAGGCCUCCUCUCCAUCCCCCUUAUUCAGUGGAAGGUGACGGGGGAUAUGGGCUCUCACCAGCUCCACCUUGUCUUUAGAGAACUUCUCACCAGCACUAAACACACUAACAGAAGACUCUAGGCCCACAGCCCCUGACCUGCCAUAGCAUAGGCCUAAUGAGCAACACGUAUAUCUCAUAGUCUGUCCCAGGAGAGCGAAGCAAGCUCACACAACCGUUCUGAUUCCAGCCCAGCCGCCCACAAGCCCUCGUGCCACCUGUUGGGAGAUGCUUGUGGGAAGAGGGUUCUGAUUUCUGACAGCAUUGUCUUCCUUCCCUGCACUCGAGAAAGACUGGUUAUUUAAAGCGAGUCAGUUUUAAGUGGCUUCUCAGUGAUGAAAAGCCCCUCCAGGUCACCUCCCUUUCCCAAGUCCUUAUCUGUAACAUGCCCUUUGGGGACAUCCGGCACAUGGGACGUGGAGAAGGGAGUGAAGACCUUGGUUGGUGAGUUGUCAUGUGGUUGGUGGUGACUUUGCUGUUUUUCUGUUUUUGUACAAAAAUAAAGAUGGAAAGCUUAUUUGGAAAAGAUGUUGGGAAA